AUGAGUGAAUCAGGGCGCCUGAAGAGACGGAGUCAGAAUCUGCUGCACUUUUCCCUCAACAGGACAAGCUCCGAUGCCGAAGCACAGUACAAUGCCGGCGCACCGAAAUCUGAGGCGUUGCCUGCCCGGUCGGCCACGCCACAGGUUGGCAAUCACCAGCAGGCCCCACUGCCCACAAAGAAGGAGCUUGCCGCUCUAGCGAGACUGCCGACGAGUACGGCACGACCGAAGCCAGCGGGCAAUUCGCCCAGGAAACCCCUGGGCGGUGGUAUCAACAAUGUUGUCGUCCAACCUUUGCCCGACUCUCCUCCAAGGAAACUCCCAUUGGGCCGUAUGGAUCAGAUCACCCAAGUCUUCCGACCACAGCAAAACCAGAUCCCUGAGCCAGCACCCGUCGCUGACAAAGAAGAACAUGAUGAAACAAAGUCUAUCUUUGCAGGGGACUCACUGCCAGAUGAUUGUCUGGCUUCAGGCUACACGACAGAGUUGAUGGUGGGCCCAGACGAGGAAGCAGACAAUUUCAAGGCUCGGAUCCAGGCGCAAAACGAGGAGCCACGCCAGACGGCACCAGACAGGCGCGAGAGCGAGAGCAAGCCAGAGCGCUCCGAGCGCCUUGAAUGGGGCAAGAAACACCAUCAUGCUCCCAAGCCAGCGAAUGGCGGCUUUGUUUUCCACGCGGAUGGAAGCGGGAAGAUGGCUGUCGCCCAUGUUCAGCAGCGUCUAGAGGCCUCGCAAGUCGGGGAUGGGUUCAGGAACGAGCCUUUGGCAGAACGGCGACCAUACCAUGCAACACGACACUACCGCCCCGCGACGACUCCGCCGCCGCCACCACAGGCCAGGACAGAGAUUCCCAUAAGACAGGUGAAUGUCACAAAGGAGCAAAGAGCACACAAGAAGAAUCACCAUUCGAGGAACUAUUCCUCUGCGUACGAAAAGGACCCGGCACCCAAACAAAGCCGGCGAGCGGUGCGCAAGCAGGAGGCGAUGACAGUGAUCAACUUGACGGAUGACGGAGGCCCAGAGAGUGAUGGUUACGAGGACGAGGAGGAUAUCUACGAGACCCCGAGACCCAGAGCAAAACAAAGCAAGGCCAGGACAAUUUCAAAGGAUCACCUCUUGGAAAGUGCCCUGCCGCCGCCAACGAUGGAUCUCAGCAACCACCAGAGCAGGAAGCGCAGCCGCCCCGCGACGGACUACGACGACAAGGUCCUCAGCUCCAUGUCCUGGGCUGACUUGCAAAAGGAGCCCUUUGACCAUGAUCCCUCCCAGGCCGCCGCGCAUUCCCACGGGCAGGGCGGUAGCGAAAUAGACCAGUUGACCAAGAACCUGGAACAGCUCAAGUCCAAGAGCGACGAGGACCAGCGGGCCUUCUUCUGCACAACGUCCAUGGAGGACUGGGAAAAGUCGGGUGACUGGUUCGUCGACCAGUUUGCCGACCUGAUGAAGAAGCUCCGCGAUGCGCGGCGGGCGAAGCGGGAGAUGGUGAGCGGGUUCGAGAAGGAGGCGGCGCAGCGCGAGGAGGCUGUGCGCCAACGCAGGGAGGCGAUCGAUCGCAAGCUGGCUAAGAUGAAGCAGGACGGACGACGGGUUGUUGGGGGGAGCUGA
Molecule: messenger RNA, 1605 nt
Organism: Emericellopsis cladophorae
Lineage: Eukaryota; Fungi; Ascomycota; Sordariomycetes; Hypocreales; Bionectriaceae
Exons: 1
Coding region: 1-1605 (534 amino acids)
Biological process (GO): nucleolar large rRNA transcription by RNA polymerase I
Cellular component (GO): RNA polymerase I core factor complex
Molecular function (GO): RNA polymerase I core promoter sequence-specific DNA binding; TBP-class protein binding
Source: RefSeq, a predicted model, not a curated record